Messenger RNA from Aethina tumida (small hive beetle), 4280 nucleotides. Its product is annotated as PHAF1 protein CG7083. Gene Ontology annotation, biological process: Golgi to plasma membrane protein transport. Gene Ontology annotation, cellular component: trans-Golgi network. The record is from RefSeq and is a predicted model, not a curated record. Bases 410 to 1681 code for a protein of 423 amino acids. NCBI's taxonomy places the organism in Eukaryota, Metazoa, Arthropoda, Insecta, Coleoptera, Nitidulidae. The transcript is spliced from 10 exons.
UUACAAUUUUGUGUACUAAUUAAAGAUUAACAAACGCAACUUAUCUGCGCGUAUGCAGAUAACGAUUGGGUUAUCAAUACCAGUGUGCAAAAAAUAGCCAUUCUCCUGCGUUUUGUUUAUUUGUUAUGAUCUAAGGACUGACUAAUUUUCUGCGUCUUUGUUUUGAUUAUGAAACGAGGGACGAGGCAUCACGCCAAAAUAAUCUUUAUGUCAGGUGUUCAUAAGUUCGGCGCACUGCGCAGACACUUGACAGAAUCAGCUGUUCCUGCCUGACAGUUCAAAAACUAAAAUGGCGUUCAACUGAAAUUAGACAAAGAAGUGUUCAGUAAAUGUGAGUUAUUUCGUGGUGUUCUGUAAUUGAUUGUAGUGUUAAAGAGUUAUAAAAGACUGUUUUUCUUGUUUAAAUACGAUGUUAGCACUCGAAGUGGUUCCUGAACGUUCGUUAGGCUGUGAACAAUGGGAAUUCGUUGUAGGAAUGCAUUUUUCUCAAGCUGUUUCAAUAAUACAAUCUCAAGUUGGUAUUAUAAAAGGUGUUCAAGUUUUAUAUAAUGAUGCAAAACCUCUAGAAGUUGAUUUGGUUAUAAAUUUGCCACAGGAUGGUAUAAGGCUAUUUUUUGAUCCAGUUUCACAGAGGCUUAAAAUUAUAGAAAUAUACAGUAUGAAAUUAGUCAAGUUAAAAUAUUGUGGAUUGCCAUUCAACUCACCAGAAGUGCUGCCGUCUAUAGAACAAAUUGAGCAUUCUUUUGGUGCCACACAUCCAGGGGUGUAUGACUCGGAGAAGCAAUUAUUUAUUUUAAAUUUUCGAGGACUCUCAUUCUAUUUUCCUGUUGAAUCUAAAUUUCAGUCUGGAAGUUCUCAUAAUUUAGGUUCUCUUCAGUUUCCUCCAGGAAAUUCUCCCCUGGUAUCCAGGAUGUCUAUAUACAGUGGAUCAAGUGUAGAUCAAGCUGUAGCACCAGAACUACCUCUAUCAUGUUAUCAUGGCCAAUUGUACCUUUAUAAAGCAGAAGUGCUUAGAGGUGAAGGCUAUACAAAGGGUUUGAAGUUGUGCUUACUUACAGUUCCUCUUUCACUUUUAAAAAGCUACAUACCCAGAAGAAAUUGCACAAACAACCGAAGAAUAGACUCUUCUAAAUUGCAAUUUGAAAGGGAAGUACUGUUGGGUCAUUCUGCUCAAGUUGUGGCCACAGCACUAGGAGCACCAUCAAGGGUGUUCUUUAAAAGCGAGGACAAAAUGAAGAUCCACUGCCCAAAUGCGCAUAGACGCGCCUCCGCUUCUAAAAGUGACUACUUUUUCAACUACUUCACUUUAGGCCUUGACGUCCUGUUCGACGCAAGAACACAUUUAGCAAAGAAGUUCGUGCUUCAUACCAAUUAUCCGGGCCAUUAUAACUUCAACAUGUAUAUGAGAUGCGAGUUCGAAGUGCCAUUACCGGAGUCGGCCGGCGGAACUACGAUUACGUCUUAUUCUCAUUGGGAAGAAGUCUGCAAGAAAUUGGUACCGAGCGAUCGACCUGUUGUAUUGAACAGAGCCAGUUCAACCAACACCACUAAUCCAUUCGGAAGUACGCUGUGUUACGGUUAUCAGGACAUCAUAUUCGAGAUAAUGCCCAAUCAUUAUAUUGCGUCACUGAGCAUGUACGGUGACGGAAGACCAUACCAGAAGGAACAACAGCAAGCGUGACAGAGGCUAUCUGCCACCUACCUUAUCUUAACGAACAGGUACUGGCAACCAACCCUCGUUACUUAAGCUCCUAUCCCUCACAUCCCAGACAUUAUACGCCUGUCGCGCAUAAUAAAACAAAAUAUACACAAAAUAUAAAGCCGACACAUGAGACGCUGCACAAACGAAAUGUUAAACAUCUUCGCCCUUGCAGUUGUUGAUGAUAACUGUGACAAGUCUAGAUACAGAAUGGGAUAUGGAUGACUUGGUAAUAUAUUUUAGCCAAAUUGGGAUAUCUCGAUCCGUUAACACAUCUAAUCUUCACUUACUACUUUAUAUCUUGGAUAAUUAAAUGGCAGAAAAUAAUACUCAUUUUAAACUAUUUCGGUUUUAAUUAUUGGUGACUUGAAUGUAAAUUGUGCAAAAAAAUUGUCUCUCCCAAUUAUGAUAUAUUAUUGUACCCUCAAAAACAUAAUUUGAAAUAAUUAUAUAAAUAAAUGUAGGCACUAACAAAAAGAAAACAUCUUUAACUUAAAUAACGCUUCCAAGUCAUCCAUAUUGUCUGUAUAUUCAAGUUCAGAUAAUAAAGUGUCGCUUAUUAAACUAAAAAACACAAAUUAUUUUUAAGUUUUUCUUCCAAUUUGAAUGCAUUCUUUUAUUUAUGAAAUGAUGUCAAAGAGAAAAAAAUUAUAUAAAAAUCUUAAAACUUAAAAAUAUGUAAAAAAAUACGCUUACAAAUUAUUUAUGUAUAAGUUAAGUAUGUAGAUUUGUAUGAACUAUAAUUUUUUGGUUGUUUAUUUGAAGGUUUAUUUAUUUUUAAAACAUAUUGUUAAAUUUAUACAAUAAUCAUCUGAUAUUAUUAAUUGAUGUUUUAAUCAUUUAAAAUCAGAUUUUUAUUUUAUAUUAUAUUGUGUGAACAAGCUUUCGUUGAAUGAUUAUGUAUACCAUUUUUUAUAUCCGUUUUUAUAUUUUUAUGGUAAUAUUCCUGAUAUUUGUUUUAGAAUACACAUAAAUCAUUUAUUGAGGUCAAUUAACAAAGCAAUGAUUAUUGUAUAGAUCCCACCUGUACAGUGAAUUUAGGAUUAUAAAAUUUACAACCCACGGUGCAAAUCCUUUUUGUCACCUGUUGAUUAUGUAUUGGACAUACAGAUGAUUUUAAAGGUUUACAUCUGAUAGGGGGCCAGUUUGGAAAUGUGUUCAUUUCUUUUUAGUUUAAUUCAAUCACAUUCAGGGCAUGGAAUACAUAAUGGAUAGUGAACUGAAUUUCGGUCCACGUUCGUUCUUGUUUUUUCUCUUUAAUGAAAUGUAAAUUGUGUUCAGUUUUUUAAGUUAUAAUUGUACGUUUGAUUUAAUUCAGUACCAUAAUUAUUGUCUUGUUUUAGAAAUUUUUCAAUCAUUUGAACAGAGUGAAUUUGAUGCUUUUCUUGACAAAUAAAUAAAACCGUUGUCAGCCUUAGACUACUGUGACAAUUUACUUUUCAUUGGUAGUUAAUAACUAUGUAGUUUCUCUGUUAAGAAGGCAUAUUGGAAAGUUGUAUUUAUUUUAUAUUUUAAUUGAAAUGGUUUCGUACCAAAGUAAAAAGUGUAAUAUAGCCGUUUUAUAGAUAUAAAUUAUUAUAUACAUAUUUUACUAGAUAAUUGCGUUAGAUACAGUAUGUGUGUGAAAUCUUUGUUUACCAAUGUUUGUACAUAUAUUCGUUCAAUAGAUAUCUUUUUACUGUUUGUUCUAAAACAUACAUCAUGUAAUGACCUAAACAUUUAUUUUGUAUAAUCAUGUAUCUUAUAUUCAUAUAAAAUCAUAUGUGUAGAUUAAAUUUUAAAUUAGAUCGUCAUCCAAUAACCUGCAGAAAUAAAAAAAAUAAGGGAAAUUGGCCUAAGCAUGGAUUUUUUUAUAACGAUUUAAUAAUAAUCAUCAAGUUGAAGAGAUUAACCAAAUCAAUGCAUAUUUUCAUUUUCUGUGUAACUUUGUAAAUGUAAAAAUUUUAUAGGAUUUUUAUUAUCAAAUUUCUUAUUACUGAACAUAUAAGUAAACAACAAAAAUGUGAUGGCAUUUUCUUAUUUAGAAAAAAUAAAAAAAACAGUAUUAACUAGAAAAAAUAUUUUUCAUACAUUUUCUAUAUUUUUAGUGCAUCAAUCCGAUGUAUUCUCUUUUUGAAGUUAAGUGUGGGCUUAAUAGACUAUGUAAUAUUUUAACCUAUAAAUAUUUUUAAAAAAUGCAACCUAACCUAACCUAAUAUGUUAAUGAUGAUACACAUAUUGGAUACUUAAGUGAGAGUAACUUUUAAAUAUAAUGGCCAUUAAUUUUAAAAAUGAAUCAAAACUCGUUCAAAAUUGAUUUACUCUUACCUAUAUAAUCAAUAUGACUCCUUGUUUAGUACUGAUUUAACAGGUUAAGGAACGUAAUGAUGCAAAAUAAGGUAUUGUUUAUCGUCAAUGUUAUUUUGCAUUAUGUUAUUUUGUGAUCAUUUAGUUCUGUUUUAAUUGAAAAACCUCAUUUUGGUGAUAUUUAGGAAUAAUUUAUGAGAUCUCAUAUGACCAUUGUAAGUUGUAAAUACUAAUUUACGAAAAAUGUUUUCUGAAUCACAAUCAUUACACAAAGGAAAUAAAUUUGUUAAAAACG